AUGGCAUUGGCUGGCCUGCUGUUCAACUGCCAGCCGUCUGAGCCUUACCUCACCGCGUAUCUCAAGAACGAUAAGGGACUCACAUCGGAUACUCUGGAUGCCUCUGUCUGGCCAUGGAACACAUACUCUGCCGUACCAUGGCUUCUGCUGGUGGCGCUCAUGGCCGAUAUCGCCGGACCAUGGCCUGUUCUUCUUCUUGGUGCUCUUCUUCGUCUCGCUACCCGUAAUCUCCUUCUCUUUGCCUCGGGCGUCCCGGCCAUGGCCGCCGCUCAGGUCACGUACGCAGGCGCAUCGGCUGUCAACACCAUCUACUUUGCCUACGUCUACAUCGCCGUCCCACGCAAACACUACGCCGCAGUCACAGGCAUUGUCCAUGCAGCCUGGCACGCUGGCAAUCUCGUCGGAUCGGCGGCCGGCCAAGCGUACGUCUCGGCCCACGGCGGAGUCCAUCACGCGCCGCUCGCUCAUCUCUUCUACGCCUCGCUUUUGUUUACCUCGUGUGGCACAGCGUCGCUUUUUCUCCUUCCCUCGCCGCGGGCUGCGCUGCCGCCGUCGGUCUUCUCGCUUGCCCGCGGCCUCCGCACGGCGCUGUCCGCCAUUGCGGCCCUCUACGACCACGCCGUCGUCCGUGCAUGGUCGCUGUGGUGGAUCGCGGUCUACGGUGCCCACUACGUCAUCGGAAACUACUACCAGACUCAGUUCUCCGACAUCCGCCCGCACGACGACAAGGCCUACGGUGCUGUGGAGAUGAUCAUCGAAGCCGGUUCGACCCUCGCCUCGGGCCUCCCGCUGGUCCUUGCCGCGGCCUCGCUGGCCUCGGCCUCGACUACCGCCGCCCUUGGCUCACUCUUGCUCUCGGGCUGCUACUUUGCGUCGACUCGACUCACCUCGUCGGUCUACUACUCGUUUGCCUUCAACACUGCUGCCAUCACCGCCUUUGCCGGCCUGUAUGCCGUCGCCUCCAAUGCCAUCGGCCGCGUUCACGGCGGCUCGGACGUCGAUUCGGACGCACCGCUCGUUGCCGACCCUCACUACGCCGUCGUCUUUGCGCUCAACACCCUUGUCGCCCUUGGCCUCGCCACUAUCGGCCAGGCCACUGGCGUUCACGCCGGCUACCACACCAACGACUACUACGUGCUUGCUGCCAUUGUCACGCUCGCCGCUGCUGUUGCCAUCACCGGCCACGGCAUCAUCACCGCCAUGGUCCGCUCUUCGCCGCCGCUCCCGGCCACUCGCCCGCUCCUCGAGUCGGCGGCCUCGAUUAACAUCUGA
Molecule: messenger RNA, 1272 nt
Organism: Thecamonas trahens ATCC 50062
Lineage: Eukaryota; Apusomonadida; Apusomonadidae
Product: solute carrier family 19
Exons: 1
Coding region: 1-1272 (423 amino acids)
Biological process (GO): vitamin transport; transmembrane transport
Cellular component (GO): plasma membrane
Molecular function (GO): vitamin transmembrane transporter activity
Source: RefSeq, a predicted model, not a curated record